AUGUCUAACAGCAGCUCCAUCAGCCACUUCCUCCUGCUGGCAUUGGCAAAUACGCGGCAGCUGCAGCUCCUGCACUUCUGCCUCUUGCUGGGCAUCUCCCUGGCUGCCCUCCUGGGCAACGGCCUCAUCAUCAGCGCCAUAGCCUGCGGCCACCACCUGCACACCCCCAUGUUCUUCUUCCUGCUCAACCUGGCCCUCAGUGACCUGGGCUCCAUCUGCACCACUGUCCCCAAAGCCAUGCACAAUUCCUUCUGGGACACCAGGAACAUCUCCUACACGGGAUGUGCUGCUCAACUCUUUUUCUUUCUCUUCUUCAUCACAGCAGAAUUUUAUCUGCUGACAGUCAUGUGCUACGACCGCUAUGUGUCCAUCUGCAAACCCCUGCACUACGAGACCCUCCUGGGCAGCAGAACUUGUGCCCACAUGGCAGCAGCUGCCUGGGCCAGUGCCUUUCUCAAUGCUCUCAUGCUCAUGGCCAAUACAUUUUCCCUGCCCCUGUGCCAUGGCAAUGCCCUGGGCCAGUUCUUCUGUGAACUCCCUCAGAUCCUCAAGCUCUCCUGCUCACACUCCAAACUCAGGCCCUCCUCCAUCUCCUCCCCAUCCCUGGAUCUGGCCCUGUCAGUUCUGUACUCAGUGGUGCCUCCAGCCCUGAACCCCCUCAUCUACAGCCUGAGGAACCAGGAGCUCAAGGCUGCAGUGAGGACACUCAAAAGGAUAUUGUUUGUCAGCCUGUUGGAGAGCCUUGGUUUUCAUAUCUAUUCAGACUGA
This is a messenger RNA of Zonotrichia leucophrys gambelii, 768 nucleotides long. RefSeq names its product olfactory receptor 14C36-like. The transcript is spliced from 3 exons. The record is from RefSeq and is a predicted model, not a curated record. Gene Ontology annotation, cellular component: membrane. Gene Ontology annotation, molecular function: G protein-coupled receptor activity; olfactory receptor activity; odorant binding. Gene Ontology annotation, biological process: G protein-coupled receptor signaling pathway. Bases 1 to 768 code for a protein of 255 amino acids. NCBI's taxonomy places the organism in Eukaryota, Metazoa, Chordata, Aves, Passeriformes, Passerellidae.